Molecule: messenger RNA, 4765 nt
Organism: Synchiropus splendidus (mandarinfish)
Lineage: Eukaryota; Metazoa; Chordata; Actinopteri; Syngnathiformes; Callionymidae
Gene: hsp90b1
Product: heat shock protein 90, beta (grp94), member 1
Exons: 28
Coding region: 100-3723 (1207 amino acids)
Biological process (GO): protein folding
Molecular function (GO): ATP binding; ATP hydrolysis activity; ATP-dependent protein folding chaperone
Source: RefSeq, a predicted model, not a curated record
GUGGGAGCGGUAGCCUGUCAUUCUUCCCUGUGAGAGCGGUGCGGCGUGCACUGAACCCCGGCUUUUGUCUGAGGAGGCGAAGACUCUUUAGAGGCGAAAAUGAAACGAGCCUGGGUCGUUGGCCUGCUGUUUGCGCUUUUGGCGUUUGCUGCUGUUAAAGCUGAGGAUGAACUCGACGUGGAUGGGACAGUCGACGAGGACAUUGGCAAAAGCAGGGACGGCUCUAAAACGGACGAUGAGGUGGUUCAAAGAGAAGAGGAGGCCAUUCAACUGGAUGGCUUGAAUGCUGCCCAGAUUAAGGAAAUCAGAGAAAAGUCGGAGAAGCAUGCCUUUCAGGCCGAGGUCAACCGUAUGAUGAAGCUGAUUAUUAACUCGCUUUACAAGAACAAGGAGAUUUUCCUUAGGGAGCUGAUUUCCAACGCUUCAGAUGCCCUGGAUAAGAUCCGCCUCUUGUCACUCACCAACGAAGAUGCAAUGGCCAGCAACGAAGAGCUGACCAUUAAAAUUAAGUCCGACAAGGAGAAGAACAUGCUGCACAUCACUGACACAGGUGUUGGAAUGACCAAAGAGGAGCUGGUGAAGAACCUGGGUACCAUUGCCAAAUCGGGAACCAGCGAGUUCCUCAAUAAGAUGACAGACAUGCAGUCGGACGAUCAGUCCACUUCGGAGUUGAUCGGCCAGUUUGGUGUGGGCUUCUACUCGGCUUUCCUUGUGGCAGACAAAGUCAUUGUCACGUCCAAGCACAACAAUGGCACUCAGCACAUCUGGGAGUCUGACUCCAAUCAGUUCUCAGUCAUUGAGGACCCCCGUGGGGACACCCUUGGCAGAGGAACCACCAUCACUCUGGUCAUGAAAGAAGAGGCAUCUGAUUACCUGGAGCUGGAGACCAUCAAGAACCUUGUCAAGAAGUAUUCCCAGUUCAUCAACUUCCCCAUCUACGUUUGGGCUAGCAAGACUGAGACAGUUGAGGAGCCCAUUGAAGAUGAUGCUGAGGCAGCAGAAGAGCCAGAGAAGGAGGCUGCUGAAGAUGAGGCUGAGGUAGAGGAGGAGGAAGAUGACAAAGACAAACCAAAGACCAAGAAGGUUGAGAAGACUGUGUGGGACUGGGAGCUGAUGAACGAUAUCAAGCCAAUCUGGCAGAGACCAGCAAAGGAGGUUGAAGAAGAUGAAUACAAGGCUUUCUACAAAACCUUCUCUAAGGAUAGCGAUGAUCCUUUAGCCCACAUUCACUUCACAGCUGAGGGUGAGGUUACCUUCAAGUCCAUCCUGUUUGUGCCCACGUCUGCUCCUCGUGGACUCUUCGACGAAUACGGAUCCAAAAAGAACGACUACAUCAAGCUGUUUGUCCGACGAGUUUUCAUCACUGAUGACUUUAAUGACAUGAUGCCCAAGUAUUUGAACUUUGUCAAGGGAGUGGUUGAUUCUGAUGAUCUUCCUUUGAACGUGUCAAGAGAAACUCUGCAGCAGCACAAACUGCUGAAGGUUAUCCGCAAGAAACUUGUGCGCAAGACUCUCGACAUGAUCAAGAAGAUUGCCGAGGAACAGUACAAUGAGAAGUUCUGGAAAGAGUUCGGCACCAACAUCAAGCUCGGUGUCAUCGAGGAUCACUCCAACAGGACCCGUUUGGCCAAGCUCCUCCGUUUCCAGACCUCCCACAGCGACACUGAGCUGUCUGGGCUCGAGCAGUACGUGGAGCGCAUGAAGGAGAAGCAGGAUAAGAUCUACUUCAUGGCUGGAACCAGCAGGAAGGAGGCUGAGGCUUCUCCAUUUGUGGAACGCCUGCUGAAGAAGGGCUACGAAGUGGUCUACCUGACAGAGCCUGUGGAUGAGUACUGCAUCCAGGCACUUCCAGAGUUUGAUGGCAAACGCUUCCAGAACGUGGCAAAGGAGGGAGUCAAAUUUGACGAGAGCGACAAGGCUAAAGAGAAGAGGGAGGCACUAGAGAAGGAGUAUGAGCCCCUCACAACUUGGCUGAAGGACAAAGCUCUGAAGGACAAGAUCGAGAAAGCAGUGCUCUCUCAGAGGUUGACCAACUCCCCCUGUGCUCUGGUUGCCAGUCAGUACGGCUGGUCAGGAAACAUGGAGAGGAUCAUGAAGGCUCAGGCCUACCAGACAGGAAAAGAUAUUUCAACAAAUUACUAUGCCAGCCAGAAGAAAACCUUAGAAAUCAACCCCAAACAUCCACUGGUUAAACAAAUGCUCAAGCGAGUCAAUGACGAUGCUGAGGAUCAGACUGCUGCCGAUCUAGCCGAGAUUCUGUUUGAGACGGCAACACUCCGUUCUGGAUACCAGCUGGCUGAUACAAAAGCUUAUGGGGACCGGAUAGAGCGCAUGCUCCGACUCAGCAUGAACGUUCCUCUGGACGAACAGAUUGAAGAAGAACCCGAGGAAGAGCCAGAAGAGGCAGCUGAGGAGGAUGCUGCUGAUGAUGAUGAAGAGGAAAUUAUCGAUGAGGAUAAUGAAGAAACGGUGAGCGGCUUUGUCCUCAUCCAUAGAUUGACAACAGGAAUGAGUAUAGAAAUCCCUGAAGGACUGACGGAGCUGUUGCAGAGCUUUACCGUGGAAGUGUUGAGGAAUCAGCCCAGGGAUCUGCUCGAGUUCGCCCUGCAGUAUUUCACCCAGCUGAAGGACAGCGAGAGCACCGAGGCCUCCUUUGGCAAUGAGCAGAAUUCCGCCCAAAGACCCGGGAAAGCGGUCAUUUUCCUGGACGAGGCCAUGCAGAUCGACUCGGAGAACGGAGAGGAGGAUGACGACGAUGACGACGAGUUCUUAGCCCCGGUUAUCAACAGAUACAUCAGAAGGGCAUCUGUGUGUGCGGAAGCCUUCAAUCCUGAUGAAGAUGAUGAAGACAAAGAGCCUAGAGUCACCCACCCAAAAACAGAUGAGCAGAGGCAGAGGCUACAGGAAGCAUGCAGGGACAUUCUUCUUUUCAAGAAUCUUGAUCCGGAGGAGAUGUCCCAGGUGCUGGAUGCCAUGUUUGAGAAGUUCUGCAUAGAAGAAGAACACAUUAUAGAUCAGGACGACGAUGGAGAUAAUUUCUACGUCAUAGAAAGUGGGACUUUCAACAUCUUCAUGAGUGCUGAAGGCACAGAGAAGCUGGUCGGUUGCUACGACAACAGAGGAAGCUUCGGAGAGUUAGCCUUGAUGUACAACACCCCGAGGGCAGCAACCAUAGUGGCGACCUCGUCCGGCGCCCUCUGGUGUCUAGAUCGUCUGACCUUCAGGAGGAUAAUCGUAAAAAACAACGCCAAGAAGAGGAGGCUGUAUGAAGCUUUCAUUGAAACUCUUCCCCUGCUGACAUCUCUAGAGCUUUCAGAGAGAAUGAAAGUUGUGGACGUCAUAUCCACCAGAGUGUAUAGCGAUGCUCAGCAAAUCAUUGCUCAGGGGGAUUUAGCCGACUGCUUCUACAUUGUUGAGUCUGGUCAAGUUAGAAUCACCAUAAAGAGAAGCAGGACAAAAAAGGACCAGGAGGAUGAAGAGGUGGAAAUUGCAAGAUGCUCCAGGGGGCAGUAUUUUGGGGAGUUGGCGCUGGUCACAAACAAGCCCAGAGCUGCUUCAGCGUACGCCGUGGGAAGUGUCAAGUGCUUAGUCAUGGACGUCAAAGCCUUUGAGAGAUUGCUGGGACCCUGCAUGGACAUCAUGAAGAGAAACAUCGCCAAUUACGAGGAGCAGCUGGUGACGCUGUUCGGAAGAAGCAUUGAGAUUGAGCAACGCAGUGCAUGAGAUAAACGCCAUGGACCAUAAAUUGUUGGAUAAGAUAAAAGGGUUUUUUUUUCUUUCCCCUGUAACCACUUAUAUAGCUUUUUUCUUACAAAAAUGUGAACAUACAUUGUAACAUUAGUGUGCCGGGUACAUCAUUCCGAUUAAGUCAGUUUACUACAUGAAACAUUUUGCCACAGAGUGUUAUGAGUGCAGUAAAGAAAGCCAAAGCAGAGUUGCUAAAAGCUUGAUAAUUUAGAUUCCUCGACCCCGUCACCUUAAUAUGUACGUGUGCAUUUUACCUGUAAGUGUCUGACUUUUGUAUAUUGAACAUUUAUUUUCACAUUUUCAGUGUUCUAGUUAACCCACAGUAUUAAUAGUCUCGUGAGUAGUUAUGUCACUUCUGUCACCGGCAGGAACACUUCCUUUGGCAUCAACAGUACGUGUGCCCCGACUUGAAAAUAAACAUGGUUUUGAUUGGAAUCCAUCACACGUUUCAUCUCUACUGAAUGUAGAUUUCAACACUUAUUUUCAUGAUGUGAAAGUUGCUCUUAAGAAUACAUAACUCAGCGUGUCAUUGUUGGUAAACGUGUGGCUCUUAGCCUGGCACUAUGCUUUCGCAAAAACGCAAGGAAAAAAACAUUUCAGAGAGAUAGUUGAUAGUUUUGUAAGAAAACACGUGGUGUGCAAACUCAUUGUAUUUCAAGCUCUUCUCACUUUUGAUGGGCUUAAUCCACCUGUGGUUAGUUUAACAAUUUCUCAACACUUACUUUGCCUUUUUUUUGUACUGUUUAAUUUGCAUUCACAAAGCAGUCCAUUAUUGCUGUCUACCUCUACCAACAAUGGCUACCGUGUGAAAGCAUUCAUCCUCUAUUCCCCCUUUUGAUCAGGAAAGGGAAUUAAAGUUGUCUGUAAAUGGUUUGUGGCCGCAGCUGAGAACAUUUUAACAUUUAUUUCAUGUUUAAGAUAUACAUGACUUGAUUUGUGCAGGUAGUUAUGGUCAUUCUUUGGAAGUCAACUCACAUACUAGGGGCUGGAAAUACUGUAUGUUCCAAUUUUCAUGUCA